AUGUCUCAAGUCAGUGCGGAGUUCACCCGCAAGAGCUCCUCCAGUUCUGAGUCUGGCAACCUGCUCACGCCAGAUCUCGUCGAUCAGCAGCUCUCGUCUGACGAGGCCGAUGCGGACGAGCCUGGCGCAGUUCGCAACCUUCCAUUAGCGCCUGAGGCAGGUCCACAGACAGACAUUGGAUCUGCCGAUGGUCAGCUGCCGGUAACACUCGCGCCAGCGUUAGAAGCAGCGGACGAUGUGGACGAAAAUGAACCUGGCGCUAGCGAAGACGACGACGACAGCGGUAACGACGACCGCCCCUCUCCUCGGCGCAGGAAAGAAGUUGUUCAGGAAGUUGACAAAGCGCAGGCUGCAGCUUCUGAUCACCAGCGCACGGUCGAGUUGCAGCAGGAGACACUGGCGGACGUUCGGCGGCAACUGGAGGAGAGCCAGCGGGCGAAUCAACUGCUCCGGGCGAGCAGCUCUGCCCCAACUUCCGCGCUGCCCCCAGCGAGCCGUAGCCCCAACGCUGAGGUCAACGUUGCAAGUACUUCACGGGGCCACAACGUGGCCCGUUCAACUAUGGCGCCUGCGGUCGCACAUGUGGCGGUCGGACGAUCGCUGGCAACAUCCACGAUUCCUGCGCCGCUCGCGCCAAACGCCUCUCGCUCACUUGUCGCCCCCCUCGCUCAUCCGGGACUCCCAGCACCUCGACCGGCUGCUCUUGAAACUUCGCCCAAGCUUCCGGAAUCGCUUACCGAGCUCACCUUUUUCACGGCAAAGUGCAACCAAGCGGUUUUGUACUUCAUUGCUGAAGCUCCCCCGAGGGAGAUUAACUUCUGGCCUGAGCCGCAGGAGUUGAGGCAGCAACUCAUCCCCGUUUAUGGCAGCAAGUGGCACUGCGAUCCUGACACGGGGCGCCCGUUUGCCAACAAGGCGUUUGAUAUGGCGCUCUGCAAGGGACUUGGCGGUCGCAGGUGUAAGACGAUGUUUGCCAAGAUCCCAGUGGUGGCAACGAUUUGCCAUGUGGUUGAAUGGCCCAUGGCAAAUGCUGGGAGCCGUGACACGCCUGCCCUAGAUGGCAGUGACUCCAACAACAGGAGGGAAGUGCAGCUGAAAGUGGGGGUGAUCAUUGAUUGGAUUAAGGAUAGGUUAUCCCGGGGGGAUAAUAUCUAUCGCGACACUGCCCCUGCAGGCUUUCAGAUGGGAGCAAACCCGUUAGUGCGUAUUGUGAUUGCAGGGUUUGAGGACGAGUUUGCUGGGUUACUGCCAUAA
This is a messenger RNA of Closterium sp. Naga37s-1, 1254 nucleotides long. The record is from the annotation of a GenBank genome assembly. NCBI's taxonomy places the organism in Eukaryota, Viridiplantae, Streptophyta, Zygnematophyceae, Desmidiales, Closteriaceae.